AUGUCGAAGAACUAUCUAAUCACAGGUGCCUGUCGUGGCAUUGGCAGAGGCCUGUCUCGACUGCUGCUGCAGAAAGGCCACCGCGUCUUCCUGCUCGACAACAAUGAUGUCGAAAUCGAGCAAAUGAAGCAUCAGAUCCCAAAAUGGCUCUCCAAUUUGACAUUUUCGUCGGAUGCACAGUCUCGUUACGAGAUCUUGAGAGCGGACAUGUCCCGGAAAGAAGACAUCGAAAUGGCAGCACGCUCGGCCUCGGCAUUCUUUGACGGAAGUUUAGACGUGCUGGUCAAUAACGCGGCAAACACGUCAGGUGCACAUGGUCCGGGGCUUGAGUCUGAAGACUUUUUAGCCGUAUGGGAGAACAGUGUGCAGGUCAAUCUCACGGGCAGCGCGCUGCUGUCAAGGGCCUGCCUACCGAUGCUGAAGAGGCAGCCCCCGAGGAGACCCCAUGGCGGUAACAUAGUGAUGGUAUCGUCUACACGUGCAUACCAGUCAGAGCCCAAUAGCGAAGCAUACGCAAGCACGAAGGCGGGCUUGCUGGGACUGAGUCACGCCAUGGCUUGCUCACUGGCCGACGAUGGCAUCAAGGUCAACGCGAUUCUCCCGGGCUGGAUCAAUGUGGUUCACGAGAGCAAGGAAGGGGAUGAGCAGGGCAUGAAGUGGGAGGAUGGGCUCAGCGAGGAUGACCAGCGAUGGCAUUUCUCGGGCCGCGUGGGCAAAGUGGAAGAUAUUCUGAAGGCUGUGGAAUACUUCUCCGACAGCGACAGUUUCAUCACAGGCGAAGAACUCAAAGUCGACGGCGGUGUCACCAGGAGAAUGACAUACCCCGAGUGA
Molecule: messenger RNA, 831 nt
Organism: Neoarthrinium moseri
Lineage: Eukaryota; Fungi; Ascomycota; Sordariomycetes; Amphisphaeriales; Apiosporaceae
Exons: 1
Coding region: 1-831 (276 amino acids)
Molecular function (GO): oxidoreductase activity
Source: RefSeq, a predicted model, not a curated record